This is a messenger RNA of Aphidius gifuensis, 1119 nucleotides long. RefSeq names its product SET and MYND domain-containing protein 4-like. The transcript is spliced from 2 exons. Gene Ontology annotation, molecular function: protein binding. The coding region runs from base 1 to 1119 and encodes 372 amino acids. The record is from RefSeq and is a predicted model, not a curated record. Lineage: Eukaryota; Metazoa; Arthropoda; Insecta; Hymenoptera; Braconidae.
AUGGAUUUUAUUAACCUUCCCAUUGAUGCUAUAAACAUUGCUAAUCGACAAUACUCACAAAAAACAACAUUUAAAGAUAAAUUUUCAGAGAUAUGGAAUUCUUUAGCUCCAUAUCUUCACAUAAAUCAUGAUAAAAUUGAUAAAACAGUUAGUCAAUCAAUGAUCUGGAGAGAAGUUGGUAACAAAGAAUAUACUACUGCAAAAAAUAAAGAUUAUUUACGCAAAUCAAUUGAAGCGUACACCAAGAGUAUUGCUUUUGCACCAGCUGGAUCCGAAGAAUUGUCAUUGGCUUAUGCUAAUCGUUCAGCUGUAUUGUUCAGGGCAAGACUCUAUGAAGAUUGUCUUCUUGACAUUGAACGUUCAUUAAAAUUAGACUAUCCAGAUAGAUUGAAAACAAAAUUAUUUUUACGUCAAUCAUUGUGUUUGAAAGCAUUGAAACCAAGCUCACAUAUUGAAUCAGAGAUUUCAAUGGCUAAUGCAAUGCAAUGGCAACCUGACUUGAAAAAAUAUAAUCCAACAUACGACCUCACCAAAGAGUAUACGAAGAUGAUAAAAGAACUUAAAGAACCACGUGAAAUUAUUAAAUAUAUACCAGAAAUAAAAAAUGAUAAUGCAAUAAUAGUUGGUGCAUCUGAUGCAAUUGAAUUGAAAAAAACAAAUGAUAAUAAUCAACAUAUUGUUGCAACAAGAAACAUCAAAUCUGGUGAAUUUAUUUACAUUUCUGAACCAUUUGCAGCAACUCCUAGUGAUGAUUUACGUUUUACUAAUUGUUGGCAUUGUUGUCGUCAAACUUGGGCUGGUAUACCAUGUGAUAAUUGUUCAGCUAUCAUAUAUUGUUCCGAUAUAUGUAAAAAAAAAGCAUGGAAUAGUUAUCACAAUAUUGAAUGUUUAGUAUCAGAACAACUUUCAAAGUUUGACAAACCUAUAUCAAACCAUUCAUCAACAUUUACAGUUGAUACUGAUGUUGAUUGGUCAACGGUCAUGUUACCAUUUUGGGAGAUAUUAAAACCAAGCUGUGAUCCGAAUGUCAAUUGGACUCAUGUGGGUUCAAAUGUUGGAUAUUAUGCUUGUAAACCAAUCAAGCAAGGAGAACCGGUACCUACUGAUGUUUUUAAAUAA